AUGGUUCUUGUUUUGAUCAUCUCUAUGAUCAUUGCCUUAGCCAUCAAGGAUUGGAUCUCGGGUGGAGUCAUCGCUUUUGUUGUGUUCAUCAAUGUGUUUGUUGGUUUCAUUCAAGAAGUCAAAGCCGAAAAGACCAUGGGCUCGUUGAGAUCGUUGAGUUCGCCAACAGCCGUGGUAAUUAGAGAUGGGUCUACUCACGAGAUCAACGCUGAAGAUUUGGUUCCUGGUGACAUCGUGUUCAUCAAGGUUGGUGAUACUAUACCUGCUGACUUAAGAUUGUUUGAUGGAAUGAACUUGGAAACAGACGAAGCUCUUCUUACUGGUGAAUCCUUGCCCGUAAGUAAAGAUCCUUCUGAAGUCUAUGAUGACGACGAGCCUAUCCCUGUAGGUGACCGUUUGAACAUGGCUUACUCAUCAUCGGUGGUUACCAAAGGCAGAGGAACCGGAGUAGUUGUGGCUACUGGUCUUCACACCGAGAUUGGUAAAAUCGCCGACUCGUUGAAAAAUGCUGAUGAUAAGGUCUUCAUCAAGAUGGGUGAAGGCGUGAGUUUCUUCCAGGCUUCAUGGCGUACUACUAUUAACAUUAUCAUGAACGUUUUGGGUGUUAAUGUCGGAACUCCUUUACAGAGGAAAUUGUCCUGGUUGGCCAUCAUCUUGUUUUGGGUUGCAGUGUUGUUUGCAAUUGUGGUCAUGGCUACUCAGAAGAUGAACGUUACUAAAUCGGUCGCCAUCUAUGCCAUCUGCGUGGCGUUAUCUAUGAUUCCUUCGUCUUUGGUUGUCGUGUUAACAAUCACCAUGGCAAUUGGAGCCCAGGUGAUGGUCACCAAGAACGUCAUUGUUCGUAAGUUGGACUCUCUUGAGGCUUUGGGUGGCAUCGACGAUAUCUGUUCGGACAAAACAGGAACCUUGACUAUGGGUAAAAUGAUUGCCCGGAAACUUUGGAUUCCAAAUGUGGGUACUUAUUCAGUUACCAACUCCCCUGAUGUUUACAAUCCUACUGUGGGAGAUGUUCUGUUCUCUACGGAAUCCCCUCAAGAAAUGGCUGACAGUGACGAGGAGCCAAAAUACUCUUCCAACCUCCCUCAGCCUCCUUCCACGUUGUUCUCUAAAUGGAUUGAAUGUGGUGUUUUGGCCAACAUUUCAAAGAUUUAUACCAAGAAGAAGGAGUUGGAUGAGGUGUGGGAAGCUCAAGGUGACGCAACCGAAAUCGCUAUCAAUGUGUUUUGUACCCGUAUGGGAUUUGUUCGUGACGAUUAUAUCUCUAAGAACUCGUUGGAACAUUUUGGCGAGUUUCCAUUUGACUCUAGUGUCAAGAGAAUGUCAAGCAUUUAUGGACGGGAUAAGGCAAGUGCGACUGUCUAUACCAAAGGUGCAGUGGAGAGAAUCUUGGAUAUUUGUACCACUUAUUUCGAUGAGAAGGGAAACAAAGUCUCCUUGACUGAUAAGGACAGACAUAGAAUCGAGCUCAACAUGAACAACUUGUCAAGUGAAGGCUUGCGUGUGUUGGCUUUUGCUCGUAAAGACAUCAAUUGCGGAAAGGAGGACUACGAAAACCGUGAAAAGGUCGAGACUGGCUUGUCCUUUUUGGGUCUUAUUGGUAUUUAUGACCCUCCAAGACCAGAGACCCGUGGUUCUGUGAAGUUGUGUCACAAAGCAGGCAUCAAUGUUCAUAUGUUGACAGGUGACAUGUUGGGUACUGCUAGAGCUAUUGCUCAAGAAGUGGGUAUUUUACCUCACAAUUUGUUCCACUACAGCGAGGAUGUCGUAAAAGCCAUGUGUAUGACUGCAAAUGAAUUCGAUUCUUUGAGCGAUGACGAGAUUGAUGCCUUGCCUGUCUUGCCAUUAGUGAUUGCUCGUUGCGCGCCUCAGACAAAGGUUAGAAUGAUUGAUGCCUUGCAUCGUCGUGGAAAAUUCUGUGCUAUGACCGGUGAUGGUGUCAAUGAUUCUCCAUCAUUGAAGAAGGCUGACGUUGGUAUUGCUAUGGGCCUUAACGGAUCUGACGUUGCUAAGGAUGCAUCUGAUAUUGUGUUGACCGAUGACAACUUUGCUUCCAUCUUGAAUGCCAUUGAGGAGGGAAGAAGAAUGUCGUCAAAUAUCCAGAAGUUUGUGUUGCAAUUGCUUGCUGAAAAUGUCGCUCAGGCAUUGUAUUUGCUUAUUGGUUUGGCUUUCAUUGAUGAAAACGGUUUCUCUGUCUUUCCUUUGGCACCAGUGGAAGUUUUGUGGAUUAUCGUGGUGACUUCUUGUUUCCCAGCUAUGGGCUUGGGUCAAGAAAAGGCUAGUGAUGAUAUUUUGGACUUACCCCCAAACAGCAGAAUCUUUACGAGGGAAAUGAUCGUCGACAUGUUUGUAUAUGGUUUCUGGAUGGCUGUUUGCUGUUUGAUGGUGUUCGUUAUCAUCGUGUUUGGUAAAGGUGAUGGCUACUUGGGUAUUAACUGUAACGAAGGCUCUGGCACUGGAUGUAAAUUGGUCUUUCAAGGUCGUUCAGGUGCCUUUGCUGCGUUCACUUGGUGUGCUCUUUUGUUGGCAUGGGAAUGUCUUCACAUGAGGCUUUCUUUUUUCAGAAUGAGACCCGAGUCCGAGUAUCCUUGGUACCAAUCAUUGGCUAAAGAUCUCUGGGACAACAAGUUUUUGCUCUGGUCCAUUUUGGGUGCAUUUGUUUCUGUUUUCCCAGUUAUCUACAUUCCUGUCAUUAACGACAAGGUGUUCUUACAUGGUCCUAUUGGUUACGAGUGGGGUCUUGCUGUGGCAUUCACAAUAGUUUUCUUUGCUGGAUGUGAAGCCUGGAAAUGGGUAAAGAGAAUCUACCUUAGAAAGGCGGAAGUUAAGAACCCCGAAUACGAGUUGGAGAGGAGCGACCCAUUCCAGAAGUACGCUUCGUUCUCCAAAUCCAAUACCAUGGAUGUUUAG
Molecule: messenger RNA, 2907 nt
Organism: Sungouiella intermedia
Lineage: Eukaryota; Fungi; Ascomycota; Pichiomycetes; Serinales; Metschnikowiaceae
Source: the annotation of a GenBank genome assembly